ACUAUUUAACUCGGCUGUGCACACCGUGAUGUAUACAUACUACAGCAUGACUGCGUUGCGCAUCCCCGUUCACCACUCGACCAAAGCUUCCUUGACUUUACUCCAAAUCAUGCAACUCUUCGUCGGUAGCCUAUUAGGCUUAUCGUCCGUCCUUGUGGAAUAUGAUGUUCCUUUUUCUGGUCCUCCUCUUGAGCGACGUGAUCAAUCGCCGGUUACGCCUUUCAACAUAACGCCACGGGGCUCAAAAGUACAGCAGUCUCGGGACAUGAAGACAGUAAGAUGCAUCAGAGAUAGUAGUGAGGCUUAUGCGGUGUGCCUUGGAUGCGGGUUUGUUCUGUUCCUGAUGCUAUUGUUUUUGAAGUUCUACGUGCGGUCUUACCUCCAGCACUGGCGACCCCAUAAGAAGGCAGUGCUAUGAUACUUGGGGUUUAUGCAAUAGAGAUGAGUCGUGUAGUUGGGCGGAAGAAGAAAAAUCCGAUAUGAGUGCCAAGCGUUGUU
This is a messenger RNA of Aspergillus aculeatus ATCC 16872, 498 nucleotides long. RefSeq lists its product as uncharacterized. The record is from RefSeq and is a predicted model, not a curated record. Gene Ontology annotation, molecular function: fatty acid elongase activity. Lineage: Eukaryota; Fungi; Ascomycota; Eurotiomycetes; Eurotiales; Aspergillaceae. The transcript is spliced from 2 exons. Bases 47 to 418 code for a protein of 123 amino acids. Gene Ontology annotation, cellular component: membrane.